Saccostrea cuccullata (small rock oyster) is the source of this 4423-nucleotide messenger RNA. Its product is annotated as splicing factor 3B subunit 1-like. Gene Ontology annotation, cellular component: U2 snRNP; U12-type spliceosomal complex; U2-type prespliceosome. The record is from RefSeq and is a predicted model, not a curated record. The transcript is spliced from 22 exons. Lineage: Eukaryota; Metazoa; Mollusca; Bivalvia; Ostreida; Ostreidae. Gene Ontology annotation, biological process: spliceosomal complex assembly. Bases 96 to 4115 code for a protein of 1339 amino acids. Gene Ontology annotation, molecular function: mRNA binding.
UUUUGGCCCUAAUUUUUAAUUUGCCUAUUAGUUCAGAAAACGAUGGUUCAACGUUGCAAUGCAUUCUGGGAAUAUAAAGAAAGAAGGUAAACAAAAUGGCAGCCCUAACUAGGGAAGCUAUUGAAGAAGAAGUAAGAAAUAUACAAAAUAAAAAGAAAGCUCUUGAAACAAAAGGAAUCGACCGAGACGAAGAUGAUGAAGAAGUCAGAGUGGGUCUGGGAUCAGCAGGGCAUUACGAUCGAGAUAUUUAUAGCACUGGAAAGAAAUCGUUCAUUGGAUAUGACACAUCCAUUGCAGCAAGUGAAGAAAGAGAUGAUGAAGAUGACUCCAGUGCUGCAUUUCAACCAAAACUCUCAUCUUACACAGCCCCACUCAACUUCCUGAAUGACACUCUCAACGACAAAGACUAUGAUCCCAUGCAAGAACACAGACCCCAGAGAGUGCGAGACAAGGAAGGAACAUAUCGGGCACAGCUGAAGAACAGGAUUAUCUCCCCUGAUCGUUACGACCCCUUCGCUGACGGCGGCAAAACCCCCGAUGUGAACGACAGAACAUUUGCCAAGCUCAUGAUGAGCUCUCAGCUAGACAGAGAAAAGGAGUCUUAUGAAGAACAAAUGAAAAAGAAAGCAAAAGCAGGGGAGUUAAGGGUGGUCAACGGCAGUGAUUCACAGAAACAAUCGGCUGCCGCUGCCGAGAAAAAGAAACGCAGGUGGGACCAAGCCUCCGACGAUUCAGGGGCCAAGAAAUCUAAAACAUCAUGGGAGUCUGCAGAAACGCCCUCAAACACACGCUGGGACGAAACCCCGGGACGCAAGACAGGUGCCGAAACCCCAGGUGCUACCCCCGGACAGAGUACCAGAAUGUGGGACGCCACCCCUGGACAUGCCACCCCUGGGGCGGUUACUCCAGGGCGAGACGCAGGGACACCCGGUCAUCAGGGGACACCCAGUGCCAGGAGAAAUCGAUGGGAUGAGACACCUAGAACUGAAAGAGAGACUCCAGGGCAUGGUAGUGGCUGGGCAGAAACCCCCAAAACUGACAGAGGUGGGGACCUGAUUCAAGAUACCCCCACCCCAGGGGCAAGUAAGAGACGGUCCAGGUGGGACGAGACCCCAGGAGCCCAGACUCCUUCAAUGACCCCCAGUGCCAUGACACCCAGCAUGACUCCAGGUAACCAAACACCAGGUGGAUCAACACCCAGUGGAUUUACCCCUGGGGGUUCCACUCCAAGUGGUUUCACACCGGGCGGGAUCACCCCCAGCGGAACGACGCCCACUGGAGCUAAGGCCAUGGCGAUGGCGACGCCCACUCCAGGCCACCUUAUGUCAAUGACACCUGAACAGCUGCAGGCCUACACCUGGCAGAGGGAAAUCGACGAGAGAAAUCGACCACUGUCUGACGAUGAACUGGACUCUUUAUUCCCACCUGGAUACAAGGUCCUACAACCUCCAGCGGGAUAUAUCCCCAUUAGGACCCCGGCCAGGAAGCUGAUUGCCACCCCCACCCCUAUGGCUGGUACCCCCGUUGGCUUCAAAAUGCAGACCCCCGACACAAAGACUCAGAUUGUGGACAUGCAGCCUAAAGGAAACCUGCCAAUGAUGAAACCAGAUGACAUGCAGUACUUUGACAAACUACUGGUUGAAGUAGAUGAAGAAACCCUGUCACCAGAGGAACAGAAAGAAAGAAAAAUUAUGAAACUUCUUCUGAAGAUAAAGAAUGGAACACCUCCUAUGAGAAAGGCAGCCCUCCGACAGAUCACAGACAAAGCUCGGGAGUUUGGGGCGGGGCCGUUAUUUAAUCAGAUUCUGCCCCUCCUCAUGUCCCCCACCCUGGAGGACCAGGAGCGCCAUCUACUGGUCAAGGUCAUUGACCGAAUUCUGUACAAACUGGAUGACCUUGUUCGUCCCUACGUCCACAAGAUUCUGGUCGUGAUUGAGCCGCUGCUUAUUGAUGAAGACUACUACGCCAGAGUGGAAGGGAGAGAGAUCAUCUCUAACCUGGCCAAGGCUGCAGGUCUAGCAACAAUGAUCUCCACGAUGAGACCUGACAUUGACAACAUGGAUGAAUACGUCCGUAACACGACGGCCCGAGCCUUCGCUGUCGUGGCCUCGGCCCUUGGAAUUCCUUCCCUUUUGCCUUUCCUGAAGGCUGUGUGUAAGAGUAAGAAAUCGUGGCAGGCCAGACACACAGGAAUUAAGAUCGUUCAGCAGAUAGCUAUCCUCAUGGGCUGUGCUAUCCUGCCUCAUCUGAAGAACUUGGUUGAGAUUAUUGAACAUGGGUUAGUGGAUGAACAACAGAAGGUGCGGACCAUUACUGCCCUGGCCCUCGCGGCUCUGGCUGAGGCUGCCACACCCUAUGGUAUCGAGUCGUUUGACAGCGUCCUCAAACCACUUUGGAAGGGUAUCAGACAGCACAGAGGAAAGGGUCUGGCGGCCUUCCUGAAGGCUAUUGGUUACUUGAUCCCCCUCAUGGACGCUGAGUACGCCAACUACUACACCAGAGAAGUCAUGUUGAUCUUAAAGAGAGAGUUCCAGUCACCUGAUGAGGAAAUGAAGAAGAUCGUUCUCAAGGUGGUGAAACAGUGUUGUGCUACAGACGGUGUGGAGCCACAGUACAUCAAGGACGAAAUUCUGCCUCCUUUCUUUAAACAUUUCUGGAACCAGAGAAUGGCCCUGGACAGAAGAAAUUAUAGACAGCUGGUAGACACAACUGUAGAAAUAGCCAACAAGGUAGGGGCGGCUGAGAUUAUCCAGAGAAUCGUGGACGACCUGAAGGACGAAGCUGAGCAGUACAGGAAGAUGGUGAUGGAGACGAUCGAGAAAAUCAUGGGAAAUCUCGGGGCUGCUGACAUUGACUCACGUCUGGAGGAACAGCUGAUCGACGGUAUCCUGUACGCCUUCCAGGAACAGACCACAGAGGAUGUGGUGAUGUUGAAUGGUUUUGGUACGGUGGUGAAUGCCCUGGGUAAGAGAGUGAAGCCCUACCUUCCUCAGAUCUGUGGUACCAUCCUGUGGCGUCUCAAUAACAAGUCGGCCAAAGUCCGACAACAGGCCGCGGAUCUCAUCUCAAGGAUAGCGGUGGUCAUGAAAACAUGUCAAGAGGAGCGACUGAUGGGACAUUUGGGGGUGGUGCUGUAUGAGUAUCUGGGAGAGGAGUACCCCGAGGUCCUGGGAAGCAUUCUUGGGGCCCUCAAGGGGAUUGUGAACGUCAUAGGAAUGACUAAAAUGACUCCCCCCAUCAAGGACCUACUGCCACGUCUAACCCCCAUCCUAAAAAACAGACAUGAGAAGGUACAGGAGAAUUGUAUAGAUCUAGUGGGGAGGAUCGCAGACCGAGGGGCGGAGUAUGUCUCAGCCCGGGAGUGGAUGAGAAUCUGUUUUGAAUUGCUGGAAUUACUCAAGGCUCACAAGAAGGCUAUCCGCAGGGCUACUGUCAAUACUUUUGGUUACAUCGCCAAAGCUAUCGGUCCCCAUGAUGUAUUGGCCACAUUGCUUAACAAUCUGAAAGUUCAAGAGCGACAAAACAGAGUGUGUACCACUGUCGCCAUAGCAAUAGUAGCAGAGACCUGUUCACCCUUCACAGUGCUCCCAGCUUUAAUGAACGAGUAUCGAGUGCCGGAACUGAAUGUUCAGAAUGGAGUGCUAAAAUCCUUGUCCUUCAUGUUUGAAUAUAUCGGAGAAAUGGGGAAAGAUUAUAUUUAUGCUGUGGCUCCACUUCUGGAAGAUGCUUUGAUGGACAGAGAUUUAGUGCACAGACAGACCUCCAUGGCAGCCAUUCAGCACAUAGCCCUUGGGGUUUUCGGCUUCGGGUGUGAAGAUGCUCUCACUCACAUGCUGAACUACGUGUGGCCAAACAUCUUUGAGACCUCCCCUCAUGUUGUACAGGCAUUUAUGGGAUCCAUUGAAGGAAUGAGAGUGGGAGUGGGGCCAUCAAAGAUUUUACAGUAUGCUUUACAGGGUCUUUUCCAUCCAGCCCGAAAAGUGAGAGAUGUGUACUGGAAAGUGUACAACACGGUAUACAUUGGUGCCCAGGACGGGAUGAUACCCGCCUAUCCCAGAGUUCCUAACGAUCUGAAAAAUAACUACAUCCGAUAUGAACUGGAUUACAUCCUAUAAUAAGGACCACUGUGUUUUGUUGUUGUAAAUGUUUUAAGAACAGGAACUGUCCAUUAUCUGGAGGACAUGAAAAUUUACCACAAAAAGUUGAAGGGAAAAGGUUUUUCUUGUAUUUUUAAGGUUCACUACAAAGUGUAAUGUGGCAGAUUGACAUUUUUUACAUUAGAAAUGCUCAUGUUUCUAGUUCUAUUGGUCAGAGAUCAGAUGAGCUUAUACUUUAGUAAGGUGUUCUUUUUUUUGCUUGUCUGUUUGUAGGUCUAUCACUAUUUUAAAAUGUUACACCUCCCUGUAGUUUUGAAUUGUUUUCA